UAUACCGCAGUGACCGCGGCGGUGGAAUGGGGCUGGAUUGCAGCGCCUGUCCCUGAAUCGGACGCUCCUCGGAUUGCCGCGGAGUUCCUUGGUUCCUGGGUCCAUUCCGUCCUGCUCCAAGGUUCGCUCCAUCCUCGGUCCCCCAACCUCUCACCCAGCUCCCAAGCUCCAGACCUCGACAUCUGCAGAAGAAAUGGGCACAGCCAUGAAUAGUUCAGACCAAACAGCGCAGCUGCUCCAGCCCUACAACUUCGAGCUGUUACAGGGCUUACAUGACAUAAGGCCUUUUAUGAAGGAGUACUGGACAACCUCAUUCCACAUCGCUCUGAUCUACCUGCUACUCAUCUUUGUGGGGCAUAAUUACAUGAAGGCACGGAAGGGCUUCAACCUGAAGGGGCCUCUCAUCCUUUGGUCCUUCUGCCUUGCAAUCUUCAGUAUCCUGGGGGCAGUGAGGAUGUGGGGCUUUAUGGGGACCCUGGUACUUAGGGGUAAACUAAAGCACACUGUGUGCUUCUCCACCUUCAUCGAUGAUUCCGUAAUCCAAUUCUGGUCCAGCCUUUUUCUUCUCAGCAAGAUCAUUGAACUUGGAGACACGGCCUUCAUCGUCCUACGUAAGCGGCCACUCAUCUUUGUGCACUGGUACCACCACAGCACAGUGCUAGUGUUCACGAGCUUUGCAUACAAGAACAAGGUGGCUGCAGGCGGCUGGUUCAUGACCAUGAAUUUCGGUGUGCAUGCCGUCAUGUACACCUACUACACUCUGAAGGCUGCCAGAGUGGAGCCCCCCAGGUGGUUUCCCAGGCUCAUCACCACCCUGCAGAUCCUGCAGAUGUUUAUGGGAGCCAUUGUCGUCAUCCUGACUUACGUCUGGAGACAGGAACAGGGAUGCCACACCACAGCGGAACACUUCUUCUGGUCUUUCAUCCUGUAUUUGACCUAUUUCAUCCUCUUUGCCCACUUUUUCCACAAAACCUACAUAAUGCCCAAGGUGAAAGCCAAUACCAAGAGGGAGUAAAGGGUUGGUGAAAAAAGAAGGAUCCUUAGUCUCUCUCCUCCCCAGGGCACUAAGGGGUUGGGCUUAGUUUUGGGAGAAUGAUUAGGAUGCAUUCCCUGCAUGGUUUCCUCACAGGAUGUGCGUCCCAAGGUGACAGGAAGUUAUAACAGACAAGAAGCAUCACCUCUGGGAAGGGGGUAUGAUCUAGUAUUUUGAUGUUUGUUUUUAGUGUGAAGGCCGAGCAGGUCCCGAGACGGGGUGGGACUAAGGAGGAUUCCCAGAGCUGAGUUAUUUAUAUUUCUAUACAAAAACCUUUCUUCUUGCUCUAUUUUUUAAUUAAAUAUCUCAACAAGGUUUUUGGAUUUUGGAUAUUUGGGGGAAGAAAGAAUCAGCUGUGAUGGUAGACAGCUUCUGGUAGUGGGAUGGUCAGUAGUUGAAGAGCCUAAGAGGGUGUGUGGAAAGAUGAGAGGCACACACAGAGACACUCAAUAAGAAUCCUAGGCCUGGUAGGCACUUAAUAAAUGUCUGUUACAGACCAGAAUUUUAUUGCUGUUAGAGGCCCAAGCCUCUCAGUGGAACAGUGAGAAACAGGUGCAGAAAGGAGGAGUAACUUAACUAAGGUCAUCAUAGGCUUUCUAAGUUGCAGAAGUGACACCUGCAAGUAGGCGUUGCAGACCAGACCUUCCAGUUAUCCUCCAUGAGACCACAAGGUGGCGCCGCAGCACCAGCUUUGGCCAAUGCCAGCCAGUAGCUUGUCCUCAAGCCAGCAAUACAAACACACACGCACGCGUGGGUCCCUCUUCUUCAGGAAUGCCCCGGCUUCCCCGUGGUGGGGCUAGCGGCUGAGGGGGACUGAAGCCCUAG
Molecule: messenger RNA, 1858 nt
Organism: Hipposideros armiger (great roundleaf bat)
Lineage: Eukaryota; Metazoa; Chordata; Mammalia; Chiroptera; Hipposideridae
Gene: ELOVL3
Product: ELOVL fatty acid elongase 3
Exons: 4
Coding region: 194-1015 (273 amino acids)
Biological process (GO): very long-chain fatty acid biosynthetic process; sphingolipid biosynthetic process; fatty acid elongation, saturated fatty acid
Cellular component (GO): endoplasmic reticulum; endoplasmic reticulum membrane
Molecular function (GO): fatty acid elongase activity
Source: RefSeq, a predicted model, not a curated record